UCCUUUCCUUCCCUCUCCCUCCUUUGAAUUUGAAUUGGCAAACCACGGCCCACGCCCCGCGCCCACGUCGUCUAAUCUUCUCUUCCUUUUCUCCUCUCCCUCUCUGAAUCUCUCUCUCUCUGUCACUCGCUCUGUCUUCCUCUGCAGCUACAACCGGCUAAUCUAUCUCUGCUUCCUUCUUUUGUCUCUCUGGAAACUCUGGGAGUUAAACAACAUCUCUCGUGAAUUCCUUUCUCCUUCGGGAACAGGAUUAAUUCUAGAGAGAUGGGUGGUUCAGGGAAUUGGAUCAAGUCCUUCGUCGUAUCCCUCAAGAAGCAAGAACAAGAUAAUACUAUGAAGGGAAAGAGUGGUGAUGGUGGUGGCAACGGAAGUAGCAGGAAGUGGAAGAAGCUAUGGAGGAGCGCCUCCUGGGAUCACCUCUCCUUGCGUCGGGGUUCUAGGGGGAGCAGCCACCGCUCGGCCGCCUCAGAGGCGUCUGACACAUCGUCACUCAACGCCGACGCCUUCACCGCCGCUGUCGCCACGGUCGUCCGUGCUCCGCCCAAGGACUUCAGGGCGGUCCGCCAGGAGUGGGCUGCCAUCCGCAUCCAGACCGCCUUCCGCGCCUUCUUGGCUCGGCGAGCGCUGCGGGCUCUUCGGGGGAUCGUCCGGCUGCAGGCCAUAGUUCGGGGGCGGCAGGUGCGGAAACAGGCCGCUGUGACACUGAGGUGCAUGCAGGCCCUCGUCCGCGUUCAGGCUCGCGUCCGAGCUAACCGUGUGCGCAUGUCCACCGACGGUCAGGCCGUACAGAAGAUGCUCGAAGCCCGUCGUCUAAAUCUUGAUCCUCUAAAGGAAGCAGAGGGAGGAUGGUGCGACAGUCCAGGAACAGUAGAGGAAGUCAGAGCAAAGCUACACAUGAGGCGACGAGGAGCUUUCAGGAGGGAAAGAGCCAUUGCUUAUGCUCUUUCUCAACAGCAGCCAAGGUCAAAGCAAUCUCCAGCCUCGCUGAAGCAUCAUGGUUUAGAUCAUAAGAGUGCAGGCAAUUGGAGUUGGUUGGAGAGGUGGAUGGCUGCAAAACCAUGGGAGAACAGGUUGAUGGAUCGUAAAAUCCCGAACGAUGUUUCUGAAAUCCUAUCCAAAGAGGAAGGCUGCGGCGUCUGUUCGACGUGCUCAGAGCCCAAUUCAGUGAAAAUAAGCAAGAACUACAUCUCCACAAGGAUUUCUGCAAGACCUCCGAACAUGCCCAACAGUCACUGCUGUAGAACACGCUAUGUUUCCUCCCCGAGCACUGAGUUUUAUUACAAUGAGAGUUCUGCGUCGUCGUCUUCCUUUUGCAUGUCUACACCAAUCUCAAACACCACUCUUUUAGCUUCGGAGAGGAAUGAGGACAACUGCCGAACUCGUCCCAACUACAUGAACUUGACUGAAUCAAUCAAAGCAAAGCGGAAAGUGCUGAAUGCUAUAAGAUCAUCAGUGCAAGGCCCUUCAUUUGCGGAUGUUGGCGAUGGCCGUUCUCAUCGGAAAACUUUAUCGAGUACCGACGUGAAGAUAGCGGACCGUUCUGAUCUGAGAAGCAUGGACAAGGAAAACAAUUACAAUGCGCGACAUGCAUUUGCAUCUUAGAGCUGUUGUAGAGCUUCAUUUGCAUGACUAUUUUGGGCCUCUUUUGCUUCUUUAACUUCAUGUGUGAUUAUGAUGUUUGAGCGAAAUGUUUUUAUUACCAAGGGAGUCAGCUUCAUUUUUGUCUAAAAUGUGAAAUCGUAAAAUGUUCUUGUCGAGUUUUCUGUUCUUGUGCAACGAUAAAAACAUAUGGGAGUACUAGUGAUUAA
Molecule: messenger RNA, 1808 nt
Organism: Zingiber officinale
Lineage: Eukaryota; Viridiplantae; Streptophyta; Magnoliopsida; Zingiberales; Zingiberaceae
Product: protein IQ-DOMAIN 6-like
Exons: 5
Coding region: 265-1602 (445 amino acids)
Molecular function (GO): protein binding
Source: RefSeq, a predicted model, not a curated record